Messenger RNA from Trichomycterus rosablanca, 4855 nucleotides. RefSeq names its product sprouty related EVH1 domain containing 1 (gene spred1). Bases 570 to 1799 code for a protein of 409 amino acids. Gene Ontology annotation, biological process: multicellular organism development; negative regulation of MAPK cascade. The transcript is spliced from 6 exons. Gene Ontology annotation, cellular component: membrane. Gene Ontology annotation, molecular function: protein kinase binding. Lineage: Eukaryota; Metazoa; Chordata; Actinopteri; Siluriformes; Trichomycteridae. The record is from RefSeq and is a predicted model, not a curated record.
GCAGAGAGAAGAUAUCCUCUGAACUUCCACACGAGACUCUUAUUUUCUUAUUUCGCGUGUAUUUUUUUAAUAGUUUAUUCAAACGCUUUUUAAAUUGUUAUUCGUAAAGCGUGUCUGUUGAGUGUGUUUACGCUGUAAGCUGCACACAGUCCGCUAGUGUUUCUAUUUUCCAGUGUUGUUGGCUCAAACUUAGCGAGAGGGAGCAGCUCAGUAAUAAUAGCUCGAGCUCUAGCUGGACAGUCAAAAAAAUCGGACCACUAUUGCAUUUUUAUGUGCAUUUAUAGACACGUUGGGAUUUUGUGUCAGAUCGCAGUGGAGGACGAUAAGGAUGUUGACUCGGCCGCAGAUGGAUUUUAUUUACUGGGAAGAUAUGAAUUGAUCGCGGUUAUUGUGAAUCGGAGUGUGGGAGCUGCGGGAGAAGCAAUGCGCCUCUGUACCGUCGGACUGCCACUGUUUUCUCAAUAACUGCUUUAAGAUGCCGACCAAAAUGGUGAUUUUUGCGAUUUAUUUUUUCGCCUUGGCUGCGCCGUCGAUGCUGUUUGCAGGAUUUGGAUCUCCGUGAGGGAAAAAUGAGUGAAGAACCGGCAAAUCCCAAUAACGAUGACAGUUAUGCGCGUGUGAGAGCAGUGGUCAUGACUCGCGAUGACUCCAGCGGCGGAUGGCUGCCUCUGGGAGGUGGAGGCCUCAGCUGCGUGUCGGUCCACAAAGUGAGCCGGCCAGACUCUGACAGCCCCGGCGGCGUAGAUUAUCUCAUCCAGGGGGAGCGACUUAAAGACAAGUUGGUUGUGCUGGAGUGUAAUAUAAAGCAGGAUCUGGUUUACAACAAAGUGAAUCCUAUCUUUCAUCACUGGAGGAUUGACAACAAGAAAUUCGGCUUGACCUUCCAAAGUCCAGCCGAUGCCAGAGCCUUUGAUCGAGGGAUACGCCGAGCAUUGGAGGACAUAAAGCAAGUGUUCAGUGAAUCAGACGCCCCUGAAGAAGGAUUGCAGGUUACCCAGGAUCCUCCCUCCAUCUGCGCACCCAUUAGAGAGCCGUUUUCCCCACUUGGUCGAGUGGUGUCCACCGAACCUUUUCGGGGCUGUUAUGUGCGUGCUCAGCCAUUUGAAGAGUUCCACAGUCCCUCCCACCGCUAUCUGCCCCACCAGGUCUCUUUUAGCACAGCACGCCAUGUUAGCUUUCACAUGGAUGAAGAGGAGGUGGUUCGCAUCAACCCACGUAAGGACGUCCACAUCCGAGGCUACGAGGACUACCGGCACCCUGUCAUGUGGAAGCAGGACACAGAGCGCGACGAUACUGAUUUCUCCACCACGUUUAAUAAACUGGACAGCACGAAAAGUGAGUACUCAUUUUUAAAAGGCCCCGAGAAUCGUUCAAGCAACAAGGACUCGAUAAAAACACAGCAGCCCUCACCUCUGCUCAAAUCCAAGAAGUCUCGGCGGAGGAGGGAGGACGGCGAGCGCUCCCGCUGCAUAUAUUGCCGCGAGAUGUUCAACCACGAGGAAAACCGGCGCGGGAAGUGCCAGGAUGCUCCUGACCCUAUCAAGCAAUGCAUUUACAAAGUCAGCUGCAUGCUGUGCGCCGAGAGCAUGCUUUACCACUGCAUGUCCGACUCGGAGGGCGACUUCUCGGACCCUUGCUCGUGCGACACCAGCGAGGAGCAGUUCUGCGUGCGCUGGCUGGCGCUGCUCGGCCUGUCCAUCAUAGCGCCGUGCAUGUGCUGCUACCCACCUCUGCGGGCCUGCCACCACUGCGGAGAGGCCUGCCAUUGCUGCGGCGGCAAACACAAAGCAGCCGGCUGACCCAGGCCAGCGCGGUAGCAACACACGGCCACGUGAAAAAAUAACAACCGCUGCCGUCGCUUUUCUUUUGUCAUUCACCCCUUGAGGUGGGUGAGGUGCUCCACCCGCCAGUUUGGAGGCUUUGGAGAUUUGAUUGGGCCGAGAGCAGCAGAAGUCAAUAACCGGAUCUUCUUGGGCUCUCGAGAGUCACGUCACGGAGCUUGUUAAAUGAGGAAUGGAGUUUACAGAACAAACUCAGAGUAUUUCCUGAAAUGCGCAAAAAAGAGACAAAACGUGUAAUAAAAUCACUUGACAAAACGUCACCAUGUCAGACUUUCAUUACAGCUAGUGUGUAACCUUUGUGAAGGAAUAUUGUCUUUUGUAUAGAGAUCAAAACUAUAACAAAGAAACUAUACAGUUGUGCAUACAGAGGAUUUGACUUGUGAGUAUGCUAAAAGGGAUAUUUUCUUGCUUUCUGUGAAUUUGCAGUAGGGUAAAAGUGGCCUUCUCUUUGGAAUGGAGCGUUUGCUGAUGGUGUAAUGAUUAGACAUAAAAAACAUGCAUUGGUUAAGUGUUUUCCCAUGAAAAUGUAACCCUCAUGAUUCUCUUUGGUACAUAAACUUAAAAAAACCUUUGGUCAAGUAUUAGCAGUAUAUUUUUUCUGUGAUGGGUGUAAUUCCUGCUUUUCUUUCCAUUGUUUUGUAAAAGACAGUAAUGUCAUUUCUUUCGAAAUGGUAGUGUGACAUAUAGCCUUUGUUAUGAUAUGAAUUGUGCUAACGUUUUAAAUUCAUAUUGCUAUAUAAUUGCCAAGAUUUGGACCACACCAGUGCAUUCCAGUAUAAAGUAAUAGUGGACAGCUGUAACACAUCGUCUAACCCCAGUUCAUUUUAAUGUGACAUCAGCAGGGGGAAUGAGACCAAUUUGUCACAAUUCCAGCAAUGCUCAUUUUGCUCUUAAUUUACCUGUUUGUCAGAAUGAAACUGGAUACUUUUCAGCUUUUAAACUAAUUUCAAGCUGAAAUUGUGCUCAACCAGCAAGUUUGUUUAUCUUUCUUCAUUCGUUCAGGCCGUAUAACGCUCACAGUUUUAAUAUCUGGUCUCCAUUUCUUUAAAAAAAAAAAGGCACUUAUAUUCAUUUUUAAUAGGAGAACUCUUGAGUUCAUUUAUUCAGAUGCCCCUUAUAUAAGCACUCGUUUCCAAGCUUUGGUUACAGCUGCAUGUUCAUGUGUUUGUGUUGUAUUUUAUUCAUUGUAUAUAGUCUCUAUAUAUUUCAUAGUUUAGGUGGUGUACAUAAAAUAGUCCACAUAACCUUCAGUACACAAAACUGACCUGAUUUGUCAUUUUAGUUUAGACUUUAACACUAUAAGUCAUUUCCUUAUUUAAGGAACAAAGCCAAAUUACAAGUACUAUGUAAUUAAGUUUUAGACCAGUGACUUCUCCAGUACCAUACCAUUCAAAAUCCCUCAAAUAAAGGUUUAAUUUCUCAGAAUUGAAGGCAACAACAGAAUUUAAGAGGCCAGUUCCGAUUACCCUAUGCUACUCACAUCAACACUUUACUUUCUAUGCAACUAUUUUCAUGAGAAACACUUAGAUCACUUCAUAAGUCAGUGACGUGACACUUUUAAUAUUGUAGAUUUUAAUAUUGGUACCAAACUUUAAAAGCUUAUGUAAAUAUGUAACACUAUAUUUAAGCAACAAUAAUAAUCCCAUCAGAUUUUUAAGAGAGAGUUGUAUUUAUCACGGCUGUCAGUAUAUACUUUAGCUUGGGUUGACAGCAUUAUGUACAUAGGUCACCUUUAGUAUUAUUUCACAUUGAAAGUAGAGGGAGUACAUGAUGAAAAUGAUUGCGCUCAUGCUAGAGGUUCUCUCUAGUUUUGUAUUGCAGAAAGAACGCUAAAGAAGCUUGAUGCGGUACAGUAGUGGCAGUCCACUUCUCCAAGGUUUCGUCAUAUAAAGCUGCUAGAAACAAUCACUAAUUAUGAGCUGAGAGAACUAAAAUUCAGCUAUGGAUGACUGUUAAAACCUUAUAGUUUUUAGAGAUAUUGAUCACAUGUUUUCUUUUAGUUCUCUUUGUGUUAGGCACACCCAUUUCUAUGUUGGUUCCAUAUUUUAGUUCAUUAAUCCUGUACUGUCAUUGGAUGAUGUUUUAUGUUGCAAGCUGAACCAAGGUUUGAUAAACCUUAACAAAACUUGCUGGCUGAGAAGCAACUUGUAGAACAGGCCGCAUACGUUCAUACAAUUAAAUUGUAAACAAAUACUGUAAAGCCUAGUUUAAUUCUGCAUUAAUCAGCACGGUGAAGCCACAUGUGAUGUGCUGUAUUUAAUAUGCAACCUAUCUGCUUUGUUUCCUUGCUUCCUACUUUGCAUUAACUUAGCAUUUAUUCAUCUUCAGUUUUAACCACUUGCUGCUAGUCCUUUAUUUUGAACUUUUGGACUUUGUGCAUAACUCUGGAAUGCAUAAAAGAUGAACAUUCUUUACUGUUGCGUAUGUAAAUCUGUCAUUUCGGUGUGAUGUAAAAACAGCUAUGUUCACAGCAGUUUAGUGGUUUCUUUGGCAUUCUCCCAUGCUUUGGUGCACUGAUAACGUAGCUAGGCUUUUUUCCUUCUCAUAGCGCUUGAUGAUGUAAAGCUCGCGUAAUUAGUUCAAACUUGUGACAUUUGUGUUAUGGUAAUUGCAGUAUAAAUGGUACUGAUUAUUUCACUAUGAACACUGCCUGGUUCUUUAUCUGCAUCUGAGUUUUAGUGCCAUCUGCUUCACCCACUCACAACCUCCAAAAAGUGCCUCACGUCCAUCAGAAAUUCCAUCCAAAACUUAACCGCUCUUGCUAUUGUAAUGGUUUAUACACGUCUAGGUAUUUGUAUCAUGGUUUGAAAAUACCAAGUAUAUGAUGUAAUAUUUAUAGUUCAGUAACUCAUGCCAUAGUUGUAUUUUCUUUAUACAGAUGUAGCUUGUUACGUUUCAUAAAUAUAUAAUGUAAAUAUGCAUACAAAUGUUUGUACUGUUUUUAUGUUACAUCAUACACUUGUAAUUUGACAUAUAAAAUAACAUUACCAUAAUAAACGGUGAGUUUUAAUGUA